This is a messenger RNA of Salvia miltiorrhiza (redroot sage), 1064 nucleotides long. RefSeq lists its product as uncharacterized. The record is from RefSeq and is a predicted model, not a curated record. The transcript has 2 exons. The coding region runs from base 262 to 783 and encodes 173 amino acids. NCBI's taxonomy places the organism in Eukaryota, Viridiplantae, Streptophyta, Magnoliopsida, Lamiales, Lamiaceae.
AAAGGAAUAUAGCGCGCCGCUUUUGCAAAACCCACAAGAAAAACCCUUGAGCACCUUUCCCACCGUCGAUCGCUACCCACGUCAGCGAUCCACGUGCUGGUUCCAGAUUCGACGGCCCAGAUCAGUCCUCUUCUCCCCACACCCAUCACUCCUGAGAGCAAGCCUCUUCCCCCUGUUUCGCCUCUUUCUUCCCACUCUUUUUUUCCAUCAUAAUUUUUUUCAAAAAAAAAAAGGAAAAUUAAUUUGUUUCUUCUGAAAAUUAUGGCGGUUUUCGAAGAGGAGAAAGUGUUCGAGGAGGAAGUCGACGGAGAGGACGACGGCGACGAGGACGAUGAAGAGGGGGAGGAGGAGAACGACGACGAGGAUGAGGAGGAGGAAGUGUUGAACAGCGGCGCAGGCAGGUCGGCGGCGACGCCUGUUGACGUAGACGAUGAGGAUGAAGACGGAGAGGGCGAAGACGAUGAAGGUGACGACGACGACGACGACGAUGAUGACGACGACGACGACGAUGACGAGGAUGAAGAGGAAGAAGUCGAAGGAGAGGAAGAGGGUGAUCUUGGCACCGAAUAUCUAGUGAGACCAGUUGGUCGUGCUGAGGAUGAGGAAGAUGCGAGCGACUUUGAGCCACAAGAGAACGGGGAGGAAGAUUUUGACGAGGAAGAAGACGAUGAGGAUGAUGGGGGAAAAGUCGAGGCGCCGCCCAAGAGAAAACGUUCAGGCAAGGAUGAUCCCGAUGAUAGCGAUGGUGGAGAGGAUGACGAGAGGCCACCAUCCAAGCGGUAGGGGUGCGGCCUCCUUAGAUUUCCACCACUCUACACAACACAUAGCUCUGUAGCUGGUUCGAGUAUCUCGGUCGUUUCUGUAUUAUGUUGGUACACAUAUCGUAGGAUUCAUAUAAAAACUGUUUCGAGACAGUGUUUGAAAACUUUGCUGGUUAGCUUCAUGUGAGCUAUACUAGCAUUAUUAGUUUAGAGUAGUUCUAUCUUGUACCCUUGAAGUUUCCAUUGGAUAUUCACUAAUGACCGAUAGCGGCUAUUCGAUGUAAUUCUUCCCAUUCUACUCAA